Molecule: messenger RNA, 666 nt
Organism: Aedes albopictus (Asian tiger mosquito)
Lineage: Eukaryota; Metazoa; Arthropoda; Insecta; Diptera; Culicidae
Product: LIRP-like
Exons: 2
Coding region: 8-544 (178 amino acids)
Cellular component (GO): extracellular region
Molecular function (GO): hormone activity
Source: RefSeq, a predicted model, not a curated record
GCCAACGAUGGCAUCCCAUCCGCGUCGAAGCACGUUCAGUGCCAUCUUCAUUCUGUGCUGUGCGCUAUUGCUGCUGAUAGUGUUGGUUGAAGUCGGUGGAAAUCGAGUCAGUACAGUGGAGCGUAAUUCCACGGAAACUCAGUUACAUCGGGUGAGCCGCGACAGACGCCACUACUGUGGAAAAGCGUUGACCGAUACGCUGGCACUAGUUUGCAACAGCUACCCUUCGCCAUGGAGAAAGAAAUCAGGCUUCGCCACCAACGACAAAUCCUACGAGGGUUCCUACCGGGAGCAGCUGAUCGAGGAAAUCAAACAGGACCUGGAAGAACUGGAACAGCUGGCGCCGGAAGUGUUCGACGAUCAACCGGCGGUCCCGCAAGCGCUACAAUUUCAUCCCUUCUAUCCAAGAUCCUACCAACCAGAACCGCCGAUGCCGAUGAUGAUGGAAGGAGGAUCCUAUCGACGCGUUCGGCGCCAGAUCGUUGACGAGUGCUGCCGCAAGAGUUGCACGUUGAAAACUCUAAAGCAGUACUGCGCCGAUUAGACAAAGAGAUGGAACCACCGCGGUCAACGAUGGUUGAUUGACCAGUGCCUGUAUGAGAUCUACGUUCUAUGUUCUAUGUAAAACUCGAAUAAAGCGAACGACUAACGGACUGAUGAUUGUCA